Messenger RNA from Botrytis byssoidea, 1431 nucleotides. RefSeq lists its product as uncharacterized. The transcript has 3 exons. Bases 1 to 1431 code for a protein of 476 amino acids. Gene Ontology annotation, biological process: pentose-phosphate shunt. The record is from RefSeq and is a predicted model, not a curated record. Gene Ontology annotation, cellular component: cytosol. NCBI's taxonomy places the organism in Eukaryota, Fungi, Ascomycota, Leotiomycetes, Helotiales, Sclerotiniaceae. Gene Ontology annotation, molecular function: transketolase activity.
AUGCAGCUUUCUCCCAACUCUGGAGUCCCCGACGAGCUUGUCCAUGUCGAAUUUGAAGGAGCUGAGCUAAACAGCCGUGUUUUAAACACAUUCAGAUGUCUCAUCGCAGAUCUCUGUGGAAAUUUCAAAGGUGGCCACCCUGGAAGUGCUAUGGGAAUGGCAGCAAUUGGAGUCGCUUUGCGGAAAUAUGUAAUGAAGUAUACGCCAGAGAUCCAAAGUCACACAUGUCUCUUUCAAUAUACUUUUCUACAUCUUGUCGGAUAUAAGAACAUGACUUUUGAACAACUCAAAUCCUACCACUCCGCAAGAACGGACUCAAUCUGCCCGGGACAUCCAGAAAUCGAACAUGAUGGGAUCGAGGUUACCACAGGACCUCUGGGUCAAGGAAUUGCAAAUGCAGUUGGGCUAGCAAUGGCUACAAAACAUCUGGGAGCUACAUACAACAAAAAAAAUUACCCAAUAGUGGAUAACAUGACCUGGUGUAUGAUCGGCGAUGCUUGUCUACAGGAGGGCGUUGCGCUGGAGGCUAUUUCUUUAGCUGGUCACUGGAGGCUGGAUAAUUUGGCAGUGAUUUACGACAACAAUCAGGUGACAUGCGAUGGGUCUGUGGAUCUUUGCAACAACGAAGAUACCAACGCUAAAAUGAUUGCCUGCGGAUGGAACGUGAUUGAUGUACACGAUGGCAGUUAUGAUAUUGAGGCAAUAGUUCGAGCACUUAUGGCAGCACGAAAUAACAAGGAUAAACCCACUUUUAUCAACAUUCGGACGGUCAUCGGGAUUGGCAGUCAGUCGGCCGGCGACUCCAAAGCACAUGGGGCUGCUUUUGGUGCGGAAGAUGUUGCAAACAUCAAGCGGACGUUCGGUAUGGAUGAGACAAAGCAUUUCCAAGUAUCGGACGAGGUUUAUGCUUUAUUCCGGGACUCGAAGCCGCGAGGGAGACAGAUCGAGACCAACUGGAAUCAAUUGCUAAAGUCGUAUGCAACUGCUCACCCAGUACUAUACGAAGAAUUCAUGCUUCGUGUAGCAGGCAAGCUGACGGAUGAUUGGGCGAACCCAACGCCAUCGAGAAAGUCAUCUGGGCUAGUUUGCAACCCUCUCGCGGAGAACAUCAAAAGUUUCAUGGUGGGAACAGCUGAUUUGUCACCUUCCGUAAACAUGAUGUGGAAAGGAAAAGUGGAUUUCCAGCAUCCAGGUCUGAAGACCUCGUGUGGCAUUAAUGGAGAUUAUUCCGGACGAUAUAUUCAUUGGGGAGUUCGAGAGCAUGCAAUGGCUUCCAUAUCUAACGGUCUAGUAGCAUUUAACAAGGGAACUAUCGUUCCUGUCACUUCAUCAUUCUUCAUGUUCUACAUCUACGCUGCACCAGGAAUCCGAAUGGGUGCCCUUCCAGGGCUGCAGCAGAUGCAUAUCGGUUUUCACCCGAUCAACUCAUAA